Messenger RNA from Acyrthosiphon pisum (pea aphid), 1424 nucleotides. RefSeq lists its product as uncharacterized. The record is from RefSeq and is marked predicted. NCBI's taxonomy places the organism in Eukaryota, Metazoa, Arthropoda, Insecta, Hemiptera, Aphididae. The coding region runs from base 53 to 1015 and encodes 320 amino acids. The transcript has 3 exons.
AGGUAAACUUUUUAUUUAGGAUACAGGUAGUUUUUGGUUUUCCUGGUUAAAAAUGAAAGCUUUAUUCCUACUGUGUACGGCUGUAACAAUUUUACAGGUUUUAGAUGUAUCCAUCACGGGAGUUUCAGCAGCCACGACCCCUGACGGAACUGAUGAUCUAAAAACAAAGAAAUUGAGGUUGACGAAUAGAGAAGUAAAAAAACCCAAUCCGACUCCAAAAUACACUAAACCCGCAGACGAUCCGGCUUCGCCUGAUCCAGUCGAUAACGAUCCUGGAACAAAUCCGAACGACGAUGAUUCGGCCGAAGCUGAGCCACCAAAGACCUUCAAAGAAUCGGGUAAAAAAUUUGUAAAAACUUUUAAGAAGAUGGCCACCAAUCGGGGAGUCCGUUUCUUAAACGGUGUCACUGGAUUUCUGAAAAAAACCGGCGGUGCAUUCAACUUUUUUGGAAAUUUCUUACGAGACCGGGCAAAUGGUGUGAAGGAAGUGGCUAAGGAAAGUCUAGGGAUGAUAUCGAGUUUUGGUGACAGUACAACAAGAGGAGCUAAACAUUUACUCAACAGUGGUAAAGUUAUCGGUAAACAGGCUGGAAAAGAAAUGUAUUCCUCGUUGCAAAAAGGGACAAAGUUGGGUGUAAAUGUAACGAAAUUAGGAGGAACUGCUUUUAGCACACCGAUGUCUAUUGGCGAAGACGUAGUGGGCACCACCAAUCGGCUUGCCAAAAUGCCAAGUAGAGUAUCGAAAAUGAUUACUAACGGCGCAAUAAACCCGGUUUUAAAUAUGUUUGGAUCGGAAAGCGGCGAAAAAAAUCCCGAAGAAGAAGAAGAAGAACUAGAAGAUAAAGAAGAAGAACUAGAAGAUAAAGAAGAAGAAGGAGAAGAGGAAAAAGAAGAACCACCCAAAGCCCCGGUUAAAAAACCAUCGACCCCACUGAAACCAGCGCCUAAGCAAGAAAUGCCUAAGCAACCAAUGCCUAAGCAACCAAUGCCUAAAAAAACAAUCCCUAAAAAAUAAACAGUAUAGCUAUAACGGUUCAGUUGAUGAAUUGAUAUAUAAUAAUUGUAUUGAUAUUUGUAAAAAUGAUAUGGAUAUGAUAUUAUAUAAAAGUACAUACUGUCUAAUUGGACGGCGCACAGGUUAAAAGGGAAUAAGUAACUCAAAAUCGCUAAUUACUUUUUAGGAGACCAAAAAAUUUCUCAUUUUUGUACGAUUGUCGAUUGCAUUAAAAGACUUACAUUUUUAAUUUAAAAUUAGAAAAUUCCAAAAACAAAAUAUUUUGAUUAUGUAAUCUAUGUAGAACAUUUUAUUCUACGAGAUACAGUAACAAUCUAAAUUUACUUAUUCCCUUUUACACACUCACUGUUCAAUAAUAAUUUUGUAGUGUUAAAAUAAAUUCAUAAUAUAAUCAUGUAAUGACUUAUAA